AUGCCGCUGUCGCCGCCUGUCGUUGCUUCUUCAGGGGGGGGGGCUUGCCAACCCCAAAUUUGGAUGCACCCUCACAAGCAAACCAGGGACGCCAGUGACCGUUUAGGCAAAGGGCACAUUGUUCCUGCAGCUCUUGGCACAUUACCACCCUCCCCUGGUGCCUCCCAACCAAUUAGCAUGAUGCUCGAGAUGGAGAAAGUGCCCGAGCGAACCACCAUUACCCGGCCGAGACCACGCGCAGUCCACGGCCCAGACGGCAACGCAUGGGGACGCAUAAUGCUGUGUAGUUCCCCAAAGAUGCAUCGUCUCUCGUUUCAGUCACUCCUUGCCAUCUCGGCUCUGGUGUCGGGCAUCGCCGCCAACGGGAAAGCGGACGGAGACCACCAGGCCGUCACCGUCGUGGUCAGUCGGACCCUCACGACCUGCCCGUCUCCGAGUCCCCCCCCGCCGUGCUCCUCGCCCGCCGGGUCCGGAUCUCUCUCACCGAGCUCAACCGCCGGCUCAUCCAGUGCCGACAGCUCAUCCGCCCCGUCCAGCUCGCAACCUAGCUCGUCCAGCACCCGCAGCACAGCCACCAGCAGCGCCGGUACUCCUGCCUGCACUGACUUCUGGCUCGAGAAGAUCAAGCACCAGGGCGUAGCGCCCUUUGGCGGCCCAGACUACGACGUCUUCCGCAACGUCAAGGACUACGGCGCCAAGGGCGAUGGCGUCUCGGACGACACUGACGCCAUCAACCGGGCCAUUAGCGAGGGGAAGCGUUGCGGCCCCGGCUGCACUGGCAGCACCAAGACGCCGGGCCUCGUCUACUUCCCGCCUGGCACCUACAUGGUGUCGUCGCCCAUCGUCGACUUCUACUACACCCAGCUGAUCGGCAACCCCGGAUGCAUGCCCGUGCUCAAGGCCACCUCUGACUUCACCGGACGCUGGCUCCUCGACACCAACGAGUAUGGUGCCAACGGACUCUCAUGGGGCGCCACCAAUGUGUUCUGGCGCCAAGUGGCCAAUCUCGUUAUCGACAUCACCAACGUCUCCCCUGAGACUCUGAUCUCGGGCAUCCACUGGCCCAGCUCGCAGGCCACGUCCUUGUCCAACAUCGUCUUCCGGUCGUCCGAGGCCAAGGGCAACCUGCACCAAGGCUUGUUUAUCGAGGAAGGGUCUGGCGGUUACAUGGGCGAUCUCGUCUUCUUCGGCGGUGCCCAGGCCAUGUCCAUCGGCAACCAGCAGUUCACCAUGCGCAACAUCACCGUCCACAACGCCAAGACGGCCAUCCAGCAGCUGUGGUCGUGGGGCUGGACGUACAAGGGCGUGAGCAUCAACAACUGCGAGGUCGGCUUCGACUUCACCGCCGCCGACCAGGGGAACCUGAACGUGGGGUCCAUCACCAUCCUCGACAGCGAGAUCAAGAACACUCCCGUGGGUAUCACCUACGGCAGCCCCAACGCCACCGGCCCCGCCGUCGCCAACAACUUCAUCUUUGAGAACCUGCGGCUGGACAACGUGCCGACCGCCAUCCGCGGCCCCUCAGGCACCGAGCUCGCCGGCUCGUCCGGUACGUCUGUGAUCGAAGCCUGGGGCCGCGGCAACGAGUACACGGCGUCCUCCGGCCCGACCUUCUUCGAGGGGCCCAUCCAGUCCAACCAGCGGCCGGCCUCCCUCGUCGCGGGCACCGCCUUCUACGAACGAUCCAAGCCGCAGUACGAGAACGUCCCCCUCUCCGAGUUCGUCAGCGCCCGAUCCGCCGGCGCCAAAGGCGACGCCACCACUGACGACACCGACGCCCUCAACACCCUCUUCGCGUCCGCCGCCGCCGCCAACAAGAUCGUCUUCCUCGACGCCGGCAUGUACCUCGUCACCCAAACCCUGCACAUCCCCCCCGGCUCCCGCAUCGUCGGCGAAGCCUUCCCCGUGAUCCUCUCCUCCGGCGCCUUCUUCGCCUCGGCCGCCUCCCCCCAGCCCGUCAUCCAAGUCGGCAGCAACCCCUCCACCACCACCACCACCACCACCGGCCGCAUCGAAUGGUCCAACACCAUCGUCUCCACGCGCGGCUCCCAGCCCGGCGCCAUCCUCAUCCAGUACAACCUGGCCUCCCCCGCCGACGCCCCCUCCGGCCUCUGGGACGUCCACACCCGCAUCGGCGGCUUCGCCGGCUCCGACCUGCAGCUCGCCCAGUGCGCCAAGUCCCCCAACACCACCGUCACGGGCAACGUCCCGGCUGAUUGCGUUGCUGCCUUCAUGAGCAUGCACAUCACCGCGUCGGCGGCCAGCUUGUACAUGGAAAACUGCUGGAUUUGGGUGGCGGACCAUGAUAUUGAGGAGGGCGCCGAUAAUCAGCAGAUUACGGUCUAUGCCGGCCGCGGGUUGUUGGUUGAGAACAGCAAGGGUCCGCUGUGGUUGGUGGGGACCAGUGUCGAGCACCAUCAGUUCUAUGAGUACCAGUUUGUGGGGGCCAGGGAUGUGUUUAUGGGCCAGAUCCAGACCGAGACGGCGUAUUAUCAGCCGAAUCCUGAUGCGCGGCUGCCGUUUGCGGUGGAUGAGCGGUAUGCGGAUCCGGUGUUUGAGGAAGGGGAGUCCGGGUGGGGGUUGAGGGUGGUGGAUAGUGAGGGGUUGGUGGUGUAUGGCGCGGGGCUGUACAGUUUCUUUGAUAACUAUGAUGUGAACUGCAGUCAGAUUGGGGAGGGGGCGACGUGCCAGAAGAGGAUCUUCAGUGUGGAGGGGAAGAGCCAGGUCAGGGUUUAUAACCUGAACACGGUGGGAACCAACAAGAUGGUGACGGUGGGUGGGGUGGAUGUGGCGAAUUAUGAGGACAACAUUGAUGGGUUUGUCCAUACGAUUGCGCUGUUUGGGGUGGAUGCGUAG
Chaetomium globosum CBS 148.51 is the source of this 2856-nucleotide messenger RNA. RefSeq lists its product as uncharacterized. Gene Ontology annotation, molecular function: polygalacturonase activity. Lineage: Eukaryota; Fungi; Ascomycota; Sordariomycetes; Sordariales; Chaetomiaceae. The transcript has 2 exons. Bases 1 to 2856 code for a protein of 951 amino acids. The record is from RefSeq and is a predicted model, not a curated record.